This is a messenger RNA of Durio zibethinus, 1552 nucleotides long. Lineage: Eukaryota; Viridiplantae; Streptophyta; Magnoliopsida; Malvales; Malvaceae. The record is from RefSeq and is a predicted model, not a curated record.
UUAAGCCUACGAGUCCCAAUAAUUUUCUCCUCCCCCAGCUUUUUCAAACUUAAUAAUUUAACUUAAAACCACCACCGUCUGUAUCUGGUUACUGUAGUAAUAAGUUCAUAAUCUUUUGCCUUUAAACUCCCUACGCUCCAACCUCAAUAAAUAUCUUUCAAAAGAAAACUGAUUUUUUUUUUAAUUUAAACAAAAAUAAUGUAAAUACGAGAGUUGGGUGCAAUUGCAAAAGCCUGAAUCUCCAAAUCCAAUGUUUAAUUUGAAAUCCUUUGAUUGAAGGAAGAAUCCAUCUGCCAAUCCCAUGUCACACAAGGCUCUAGAUUCACGUCCCUCAAUAGACUCGUGCACGUUCCAGCUCCAUUCAUGGAGACCCUUCCAGCGACAACAAACCCGAAACUCCUCCGAUCCCCAACAUACACCUCCAAAACGCUCCCCAACCGAUGGGUUCCAUUCCAAGCGUCCUUGCCUCUCCGAUCGCACCACUUCUUUCUCCAUCGACCUCUCCAAACUAACUCUUCUUGACGACGACAACAACAACAACAACCCAAUCUCCGUCAAUCCCAAGAGAAGUAGCUUUAGGCUGUUUGCAAGGAAACGCCGCCGCCAUGGGUCGAGGUCGGUGUCCGGUCGGAGCUCCGAUCGGAGUGGGACUAGAAUGUGCUGUUCUGUGGGGGCGUCGGCGGCGCAUGGGACGUGCUCGGAUUUUCCGGUGACGGUUGGGACGGACUCGAGUGGGGAACUGUUUGUGAAUGGUGGGGAUGCUUAUUGGGCCUCGGAUGUGAGCGAUGCCCGGAAUUCCAGGCGGGAAAGAGUGGAUGGUGGGAGUGGAGAGAAGGAGAGUUUAUGCGGGGUUGGGGGGCAGUUUGGGGGUUUUGACGCUCAAGGGAAUGAAUCUGGCUAUGGGAGUGAACCUGGGUAUCGUGGUGAUGGAGAGUUUGGUUAUGGGGAUGAGGUUGAUGAGGAAGAAGACGACGCUCGCUUGUUGUUUUGGGGGGAUCACGUUGGAGCAGAUACAUAUUCUAAAAUGGAGAUUGUUGGGGAGAACACAUUUUCUGAUCAAAAAGCCCAUCAUAGAUGUCGUCGCAAAAAACAUGAUUAUAGAAUGGUUGAUUCCUUGAGUUUGAAAAAGGAGAUGGUAAGAGGAGAAGCACUGAGCGCGUACAGGGCUCUGUUAAGAGCGACCCGGAAAUCAUUCGUGGGGGACGCCUUGAUGCUGGACGCCUCCGCCGUGGAGGUUCGUAAGAAAUUCGACGCCAAUCGUAACGUGACCUCUGAGCCCGAGAUCCAGAGACUCCUCGAGGAAGCACGUGAGGCCUCCCAUUUCAUUUGCACUAUGAUCGUUCAAGCCAAGCUCAACGACCGCGGCGGCUAUGAGGUGAAGCCGAGUAAGGAGCAUGCAGGGGCUUCACUGGAGAUCCCUUCCGAAGAGAUCAUCAGAAAAUCAGCAUGACAAUCAAAGAGUAAACUUGGGCUUUUAUCAGAUACGGCUUAUUCUCUGUUUGCUUCAGGAUGUCUGUCCCUUCAGCUUUUUCUAUUUUGGGAUACCUAGUAG